ACAAUGGCUGCUCGAAAGAGAGGAAAGCAAACAAUUUUCAGGCCCGCCGCGUCUAGCAAAAAAUAUGAGAAAAAAAUUAUUAAAAAUUCGGAAAAUAGUUGAAAGUCAAGAAAAACCCGACAGAAAGGAUGUUAAAGCGACCGGGGCGCCUGACUCCGGGCGGCGUUGAGCACAUAAAGCUGGAUAGAAUAAUUGCUUCAGUAGUAGUAGCGGUCCAUGUAGCUGGUCAGCCUUAGAGCGCCAUGGCCACAGGAAGCCAGGGCCACCGCGACCACGUCCUGGAGAGAACGCGGCUCGCAGAGCCCACGGGGAGGCGCAGGAGAGCAGAGGGGAAGCCCAAGAAGAAUUUCCCCUGCCUGGAGUGUCAGAAAGCCUUCAACAGUCUGGAGAAGCUGAAGGUGCACUCGUACUCUCACACGGGAGAAAGACCGUACGGCUGCUCCCAGCCGGACUGCACCAAGGCCUUCGUCUCCAAAUACAAGCUGCUACGGCAUAUGGCAACACACUCGCCAGAAAAAAACCACAAGUGUUCAUACUGUGAGAAAAUGUUCCACCGCAAGGAUCACUUAAAGAAUCACCUACACACCCACGACCCCUACAAGGAAGCAUUCGCCUGUCAGCAGUGUGGCAAGAGCUACAACACCAAGCUGGGCUUCAAACGCCACCUCGCCCUCCACGCCGCCAACAGCGGAGACCUCACCUGCCAAGUGUGCCUGCAGCCCUUCCCCAGCACCGGGGUCCUUCUGGAACACCUCAAAACCCACGCCGGCAAGUCCUCUGCUGGCACCAAAGAGAAGAAGCAUCGCUGCGAGCACUGCGAGCGGCGCUUUUACACCCGUAAAGAUGUGCGGCGCCACAUGGUGGUGCACACCGGGCGCAAGGACUUCCUCUGCCAGUACUGCGCCCAGCGCUUCGGCAGGAAGGACCACCUGACGCGCCACGUGAAGAAGAGCCACACGCGGGAGCUGCUGAGGGUGAAGACCGAGCCGGCUGACUCGCUGGAGCCCGUGGUCUACGACUCGGCGUCCGGGGGCAUCAAGGGCGAGGUAAUGCUGACGCCGAGGCCUCAGCAGCUCCACUCGUACGCAGGCCCCGGCCUGGACGCGGAGCCCUUCCCCCCCCCCACACACGCCUUUGCUUUCAAGUACCCACUGGGUUCCAACUUUACCUCAUACGCCGUCUCCUCACAGGAGCGCGAGCAGAAUCUUAAGGGAGAACUGGAGACGUACCUGAUGGAGCUGCAGAGCAGCAUGCCGUCCUCGUCCUCUGCAGCCCCCCAAGCCCAGAUCGCCUCCUCCAAGCUGGAGCUGGAGCCUCAAGGGGGGGCGCUGCAGGAGGAGAGCGAAGAGGGGACCAUGUCUAAAAGGUCCACCCCGACAGCAGGCGACCCUCUGGCAUCUUGCUCUUCUCUGAUGGACUUCUCACAGCUCUUCAACUUCCUGCCACUCAACGGGCCCCCGUACAACCACGCAGGGGGCGGCGGGGGGCCGGGCGAAGAGCCCGCCACUCUUGUCCAGCUGCCCCACCAGCCUCCAGAAGGUCCAGAGGCUGCAGAGAGUCAAAGGCUCCCCUCCUCCUUCAUAUCCAACCUGAGCGCCCCCACCACGCUGCCUCGCUUCCACCAAGCCUUCCAGUGACCCAGUACGUACUGCCCCCCACCACACUGCCUCGCCUCCACCAAGCCUUCCAGUGACCCAGUACGUACUGCCCCCCACCACGCUGCCUCGCUUCCACCAAGCCUUCCAGUGACCCAGUACGUACUGCCCCCCACCACGCUGCCUCGCUUCCACCAAGCCUUCCAGUGACCCAGUACGUACUGCCCCCCACCACGCUGCCUCGCUUCCACCAAGCCUUCCAGUGACCCAGUACGUACUGCCCCCCACCACACUGCCUCGCCUCCACCAAGCCUUCCAGUGACCCAGUACGUACUGCCCCCCACCACGCUGCCUCGCUUCCACCAAGCCUUCCAGUGACCCAGUACGUACUGCCCCCCACCACGCUGCCUCGCUUCCACCAAGCCUUCCAGUGACCCAGUACGUACUGCCCCCCACCACGCUGCCUCGCCUCCACCAAGCCUUCCAGUGACCCAGUACGUACUGCCCCCCACCACGCUGCCUCGCCUCCACCAAGCCUUCCAGUGACCCAGUACGUACUGCCCCCCACCACGCUGCCUCGCUUCCACCAAGCCUUCCAGUGACCCAGUACGUACUGCCCCCCACCACGCUGCCUCGCUUCCACCAAGCCUUCCAGUGACCCAGUACGUACUGCCCCCCACCACGCUGCCUCGCCUCCACCAAGCCUUCCAGUGACCCAGUACGUACUGCCCCCCACCACGCUGCCUCGCCUCCACCAAGCCUUCCAGUGACCCAGUACGUACUGCCCCCCACCACGCUGCCUCGCCUCCACCAAGCCUUCCAGUGACC
This is a messenger RNA of Gasterosteus aculeatus aculeatus (three-spined stickleback), 2423 nucleotides long. RefSeq names its product pleiomorphic adenoma gene 1 (gene plag1). Gene Ontology annotation, cellular component: nucleus. Gene Ontology annotation, biological process: regulation of gene expression. NCBI's taxonomy places the organism in Eukaryota, Metazoa, Chordata, Actinopteri, Perciformes, Gasterosteidae. The record is from RefSeq and is a predicted model, not a curated record.